Lotus japonicus is the source of this 3055-nucleotide messenger RNA. RefSeq names its product nuclear cap-binding protein subunit 1. The transcript is spliced from 19 exons. Bases 119 to 2713 code for a protein of 864 amino acids. Lineage: Eukaryota; Viridiplantae; Streptophyta; Magnoliopsida; Fabales; Fabaceae. The record is from RefSeq and is a predicted model, not a curated record. Gene Ontology annotation, biological process: nuclear-transcribed mRNA catabolic process, nonsense-mediated decay; mRNA export from nucleus. Gene Ontology annotation, molecular function: RNA cap binding; mRNA binding; protein binding. Gene Ontology annotation, cellular component: nucleus; nuclear cap binding complex.
ACCCUCGUGUUAGGGUUGAAAUUGAAAUCGAAUUUGGGAAUCUAAAACCCUGAAAACCCCUAUUUCUGCUACCACUUCCCUUCACUCUCUGGUGUGUGCGGUGCAGAAGCAGAACACGAUGAGCAGUUGGAGAAGUCUUCUUCUUCGAAUCGGCGACAAGAGCCCCGAAUAUGGAGCUUCCUCCGACUUCAAAGACCACAUUGAAACCUGCUUUGGCGCACUUCGCCGAGAACCUGACCUCUCCCAGGAUGAGAUUUUGGAGUUCGUUCUCGCAUGUUCCGAGCAAUUGCCUCACAAGAUUCCUUUGUAUGGAACCCUGAUUGGCUUGAUUAACUUGGAAAAUGAGGACUUAGUGAAGAAGUUUGUGGAGAAAACACAAACAAAAUUUCAGGAUGCAUUAGAUUCUGGAAACUGCAACGGAGUUCGAAUUCUGAUGCGGCUUAUAACUGUUAUGAUGUGUAGUAAGGUUGUUCAGCCUGGCUCUUUGGUGGGCGUCUUUGAAACAUUUUUAUCGUCAGCUGCCACAACAGUUGAUGAAGAAAAAGGAAAUCCGUUAUGGCAGCCAUGUGCUGACUUUUACAUAACUUGCAUUUUAUCAUGCCUCCCAUGGGGUGGGGCAGAACUUGUUGAGCAAGUUCCUGAAGAUAUUGAGAGAGUGAUGGUUGGUGUUGAAGCUUACUUUAGCAUCAGAAGGCGUACUUUUGACACUGGUUUAUCCUUCUUUGAGAGCGAUGUUGAAAUUGAGAGAGAUGUUAACCACAAGGAUUUUUUGGAAGACUUGUGGGACAGAAUACAGGGUUUAUCAAGCAAUGGAUGGAAAGUUGAAAGUGUUCCAAGACCUCAUCUUUCAUUUGAAGCUCAGCUGGUUGCUGGGAAGUCCCAUGAAUUUGGGCCAAUAAGCUGCCCCAACUUACCAAACCCGCCUUCAGAUCCAUCUGGCAUAUCUAUUGGUAAACAAAAGCAUGAGGCAGAAUUAAAAUAUCCUCAACGGAUGCGUCGGUUAAACAUAUUUCCUUCUAGUAAAACUGAGGAUAUACAGCCAAUAGAUCGAUUUGUUAUGGAAGAGUAUCUGCUAGAUGUGCUUCUGUUCUUCAAUGGCUGUCGAAAGGAAUGUGCUUUUUUCAUGGCUGGCCUGCCAGUUUCCUUCAGAUAUGAGUUCCUGAUGGCAGAGACAAUAUUCUCACAGCUGCUGAUGUUACCACAGCCGCCUUUCAAACCGGUGUAUUACACACUGGUUAUUAUUGAUCUUUGCAAGGCACUUCCUGGAGCUUUUCCUGCAGUUGUAGCAGGAGCUGUCCGUGCUCUCUUUGAGAAGAUUGUUGAUUUGGAUAUGGAGUGUCGGACACGCCUAAUCCUUUGGUUCUCACACCAUUUAUCAAACUUUCAGUUCAUCUGGCCAUGGGAAGAGUGGGCUUUUGUCUUAGACCUUCCGAGGUGGGCCCCUCAACGUGUCUUUGUUCAGGAGGUUUUGGAGAGAGAAGUUCGCUUGUCAUACUGGGAGAAAGUUAAGCAGAGCAUUGAAAAUGCACCUGGUUUAGAAGAGUUGCUUCCUCCAAAGGGUGGAACAAACUUCAGUUUUGGUGCUGAAGAUGAUAAAGAAAACAAUGAACUUGUACUGUCUGGAGAGCUCAAUAACAUGGUUAAAGGGAAGGUUCCUGUCCGUGAAAUAAUCUCAUGGAUUGAUGAAAGUGUGUUUCCAAAUAAUGGUCUAGAAGUUACUCUCAGAGUGGUCGUACAAACUCUUCUUAAUAUUGGAUCCAAAAGUUUCACUCAUUUAAUAACUGUGUUAGAGAGAUACGGGCAAGUCAUUGCAAAAGUAUGUCCUGAUGAGGAUAAGCAAGUCAUGCUGAUAGCUGAAGUGAGUUCUUUCUGGAAAAGUAACACCCAAAUGACAGCAAUAGCAAUUGACAGGAUGAUGGGCUACCGACUUGUAUCAAAUCUAGCUAUUGUGAGAUGGGUCUUCUCAGCAGAAAAUACAGAGCUAUUUCACACAUCAGAUCGUCCAUGGGAGGUUCUUAGAAAUGCAGUCAGCAAGACAUACAAUCGUAAUUCUGAUCUAAGAAAGGAGAUAUUGGCUCUUAAAAAGAAUAUUUCAUCAGCUGAAGAAAUUGCCAAGGAGGCAAAAGCAGAGUUAGAUGCUGCAGAGUCAAAACUCACACUGGUGGAUAGUGAACCGGUUCUUGGUGAAAACCCUGUUAGGUUGAAUAGAUUGAAAUUACGUGCUGAAAAAUCAAAGGAGGAGGUGGUGUCUCUUCAAGAAUCUUUAGAAGCUAAGGAAGCUCUUCUUGCACGAGCUGCUGGUGAAAAUGAGGCAUUGUUUGUCUUGUUGUACAAAAGCUUCUCAAAUGUAUUGAAGGAGCGUCUUCCGAAGGGAUCGGAAGCUAGAACACUGCGUGAAUUGAAGUCUGUACAAGUUGAUGAGAUGGCAGUGGACCCUGAAGAACCAUCAUCAAUGGAAUUAGACAAUGAGAACCAGAAACCUGAAGACAGUCAGUCAAAUGGUGGGAAGAAAAGUAAUGCUUAUAAUAUAGGUGAAAAGGAGCAGUGGUGUAUCACUACUUUGGGCUACGUGAAGGCCUUUUCCAGACAGUACGCUUCUGAGAUAUGGCCCCUUAUCGAAAAGUUGGAUGCAGAGGUGAUGACAGAAGAGGUACCCCCUCUUUUCCGGUCAGCUGUUUAUUCUGCUCUUCGAAGACCAAUUAAUGACGCUUGAUCAAUUUGUUAUUCUCUUCUGAGUUCUGACCUUUCAUUUAGAUUAACUCGAAUCAAUUCUUUAGGCUGAUGGCUAAGCGUUCCCUUAGUUGAUCAAAAGAUGACAGUUGUAUGCCUAUUGUAUUGUAAAUGACAAGGUUUGUAUUAGAAAAAUCUUCGCAGUUCUGAUUUCUGAUGAGACUUGACGGCUGCCAUUGUAUAUUCUGAAUGAUAGACACAAUGUACCUUCGGCUUCUCUAGUUUAGAGGCUUUACUUGCGGGGAACCGAAUUUUUGCAUCUGUUGGGAUUUAUGAUGGUUGUUGCUAUUCCUCCAUUCACAUGAAUCGACACCUUAUUUUGUAA